Molecule: messenger RNA, 1815 nt
Organism: Calliphora vicina (urban bluebottle blowfly)
Lineage: Eukaryota; Metazoa; Arthropoda; Insecta; Diptera; Calliphoridae
Gene: ppk28
Product: pickpocket 28
Exons: 9
Coding region: 1-1815 (604 amino acids)
Biological process (GO): sodium ion transmembrane transport
Cellular component (GO): plasma membrane
Molecular function (GO): ligand-gated sodium channel activity
Source: RefSeq, a predicted model, not a curated record
AUGGAUUGGAAAUUGAAGGAAAAUAAUUUAAAUAAAUUUAAUAAAAAUAUCAUUGAAGAGAAGAGUUAUGUAAAAGAAUUAAAAGCUUUCAAUGAUGAAAAACCUCCCGAUUAUUCGAGUGAUGAGGAUAAAGUUUGUUCCAAGGAUUCGAUUAAAAAGAAUAUUAAAUAUUAUUUACAAAAUACUACGCUACAUGGUUUAAAAUAUAUAGCAGAGGAUAAAAUAACCAUACCAGAAAGAGUUUUCUUUGGUUUGUCCUUUGUUGGUGUGGUUAUAUUAUCUGCCUUUUUUAUUUCAAAUGUCUAUGGCAAAUGGACGGCUUCACCCAUUAUAAUUUCCACCAGUGCUAAACAGAAAUCCAGCACUGAUGUACCCUUCCCGGCCAUAACAAUUUGUAAUCUAAACCAGGCCCAGAAAAGUAAAGUGCAGUUUGUAGCCCGAACUAGUUCGAAUUAUUCUUUAUUGAUGAGCUUAUGCGAUCAGGCUUCUAGUGAUUUGGCCAUGACUUAUGUGGGUACUUGGAAGUAUUUUAAAGCCAUAUUAAUAGAGGUGGCCCAACCUUGUGAUGACAUGCUAUUGUAUUGCAGUUUUGGUUCACAGAUAGAAAACUGCUCAAUGAUUUUUAAUACAGUUUUAACUGAUGAUGGUCUGUGCUGUACGUUUAAUGCUUUGGAUCCGAAAUAUCUUUUAAGGAAUUAUAGUGAAGAAAAUCUUUUAAUGCCGGCAAUUGACAAUCAUUAUCAGGCCAUAGAUUGGACUCCAGAGAGAGGAUAUCCUAAACGUUUGCCGCCACAUUAUUAUCCACGAGUUUCAGGUGGUACAGGAACUCGUAUGGGCUUGACGGUUAUAUUAAAUGUCUCCUCGGAUGAGUACUAUUGCAGUAAAACUAAAUGUGUGGGAUUUAAGAUUUUGGUCCACAAUCCUGCCGAAUUACCCAAAAUAAGCAAUUAUGGUUUUCUAAUGACCGCCGGUAGAGAGGCUCGCAUACCCAUUGAACCCAUAUAUCAGGAUGCUGUGGAAAGCAUUAGGUCCAUAAGAAAAAAUGUACGCAGGUGUCUGUUUUCCGAUGAGGGCGAUUUAACAUACUAUAGUACAUAUUCACGUAAAAACUGUGAACUAGAGUGUGAAGCCCGCAUUCUAAUGGAAAAAUGUUCGUGUGUUCUUUACUAUUUGCCGCGCUUUAAUCCGGAUGUUUCGAUUUGUGGACCCAAUGAUAAUUUCUGCACCAAUCAAGUACAAUCGGAAAUUGAAUCAUCGAAUAAGAGUGCAUCCUGUGACAGUUGUCUGCCGGGUUGUUUUGAGCUCAACUACCAGACUACCUUAACAGCAUCGACCAUGAUCUCGGGAAAUUUUAGAACGUCUGAUGAUUUUCCAGCCGAAAUUUUUAAUGCCAGUGAAAAGAUUAGCGAUUUAUCGAUAAUGCAUUUCUAUUAUACCUCAAAUAUAUUUAGGAGUACAACGAAAUCGGAAAUGUUUGGUUUUACGGAAUUUUUAUCUAAUACUGGUGGCCUUUUGGGUUUGUUUAUGGGUUUUAGUAUAUUUUCCAUAAUCGAGAUUAUAUAUUACAUCACGGUAAGACCCUAUUGUGCAGCUAGGACUGUUGAACUUGAAAAGAAACGUAAAGAAGAUGAGAUAAAAUGGUUAAUGAAAAAUUCCCUUAGAAAUGAUGGCUCAACGUUAAAUAUUAAGAGAAAAUCUUGGUUUAAGAGAUCAAAGAAAUCCAAUAGAAAAUAUAAACAUAAUUUACGCAAUAUCUUUUUGACUCCAGCUAGUUUACAAAAAGAUGAUAUUCAAGUUUAUCCAUAUGUUGAAUAA